This is a messenger RNA of Symbiodinium sp. CCMP2592, 1695 nucleotides long. NCBI's taxonomy places the organism in Eukaryota, Dinophyceae, Suessiales, Symbiodiniaceae. The record is from the annotation of a GenBank genome assembly.
AUGCGUCUCUGCCGGCCGUGGGGCCGACAAGGACCCUGGCAGCAUAUCUGGCUAUCCAGCCGGCGCAGUUUCUGUUCAGGCAACGUGACUCCGGACGUUGAUGUCGAUGUCAUCCAACAUCAUCCCGAGGGCUUGUUGGUGUCCAGAGGCACCUCUGGAUCGUCGAAGGCUGGACCAAGUCGUGGUGCCGUAUUUGAGCAUGGCGGCCGGCACUGGGUCUCCAUCUUUGAAGUCGACAGGUACUGGUUUGCAUCUCCUCUGUCCGUGCGCUCUACCAGCGAGGAGGUGAGGUGGAUCUCAACCGAGCCUACGCCUGGAAGCUGCUUGGCACCGGCGUGCCUGCGCCGGCCAACGCCAGCGCAGGCAGAUCGUGCUCAACUAUCUAAGAGCCUUUCUACCGGUGUCCUAGCAGUUGAUGUGCUGGCCCCCCUCGGUGUUGGCCAGUCCAUGCUCAUCUGCGGACCCAAGGACACUGGAAAAAGCACCUUGGCCAAUGAGGUUGUGGAAUAUGCCCUUGCCGCCCGCCAAGUGGACAAGGUGGUGCAUUUCCAGUCCUCUUCGGCACCACCAGCAGAUCCAACCCUACAGCGCGUGGGGACUCUGAUGCAGCUGGCGGUGCCAGCAGCUUCUUCUCAGUCUGCUGCCUACCUCCCCGCUCUCUUCGAAGCCGUUGCUGUGGCCGAGGAAGUCCGGGACGGAGGCAAAGACGCACUCUUGAUUCUCGACACUGUCGCUCCCCUCUUGGAUGCUUGGGAAUUGGCUCUGCAGCUCGCUGAGGCGGCCGGCGACCUCGGUGACGCAGAGGCGCUGGCGGCACAGAGGCGUGCUGCUCUUGCCGCCUUGCUGGAACGGGCGGCCAGCCUCCAAAGUGGAGGAUCUCUGACAAUGUUGGCUCUCUUAGAAACUGAGGCCAUGGCGGCUCUUGGCAUUCCAGGGCAGCGCCAGGCUCCCAGUGCGGAAACGGCCAACGAGCCGACCUUCAGCCUCGCCGACUUCCGAGGUCGGAGGCAGAGUGAAGUGGAGCGUCUACAGCGCUUGCAGGACCGCGGUGUGGCGCUGACUGAGAGCUCCUUGUCUGCGCUGGGCAUCGCGCUCCCUGGUGAUGUGGCAGAGGGGGUGAAGUCAGCACGCGAGAUGCAGAGUCUCUCUGAUGGUCAGGCCGUGCUCGACAAGUCCAUGGCUGCUGCCGGAUUGUUCCCGGCAAUGGUGCCAGGUGCCAGCUUCUCCCGCUUUGGCCUGGGCUCCGACGGCGCCUCGAAGGGCGCCGAGGCCAAGGCUCGCGAUGUGCGGCCGCCGGCGCUCCAAGCGGUCGCCGCACACCUUCGCACGUUGUUGGCUUUGGAGCAAGAGGCACACUUUCGACCCACCACUGCGGAAGUGGACAGCCACCAGUCCAGGCAGUUGCAGUCUGUGGCUUCUGCGCUGCAGCAGCCGCCUGGUGCACCCUUGCUGCCUGAGGAAAUGACGGCUUUGCUGCUGGCGGCCUGCAGUGGGGCUCUAGAUGCACUCUCGCCUUCGGAGGCAUCCCAGGCCCUCCAAGGCGGCGCGCAGUCUCCGCUGCUGCUGCAUCUGAAGGAAGCAGCACCUGGCAUGCUGACCAAAAUUGGCCAGGAGUCGAAGCUUUCGCAAGCCACCUUGCGCGAGCUGGAAGUGGUGGUGCGGCUCUUUGUGAAGCUUAAGCAGGCUCAAGUUUGA